This is a messenger RNA of Spea bombifrons (plains spadefoot toad), 1718 nucleotides long. It is a transcript of the gene SIRAL1, whose product is annotated as family with sequence similarity 118 member B. The transcript has 8 exons. The coding region runs from base 42 to 1088 and encodes 348 amino acids. Lineage: Eukaryota; Metazoa; Chordata; Amphibia; Anura; Pelobatidae. The record is from RefSeq and is a predicted model, not a curated record.
CGGAGGCGAGGGGGCCGGAGCGGAGGAAGCUCGGUUGUUGGAUGGCUUCCGCACUGACCGUCAAAUCUGAGAGGCAAAUGCUGAUAGAAGACGGGGUGUCCCCGGCCAAGAAGCCCAGAAAACUUCUCCCGAGCCUAAAAACCAAGAGGCCCCAGGAGCUGGUCCUGGUGAUCGGGACGGGGAUCAGCGCAGCCGUCGCACCCCAGGUCCCGGCACUGAAGUCCUGGAAAGGGUUAAUCCAGGCCCUUCUAGACGCUGCGAAUGACUUCGACCUCCUGGAAGACGAGGAAAGCAAGAAGUUCCAGAAAUGUCUCCACGAGGACAAGAACCUCAUCCAUGUGGCUCACGAUCUGAUCCAGAAGCUGUCGCCGCGUACGAGCAACGUGCGCUCCACCUUCUUCAAGGACUGCCUGUACGAGGUGUUUGACGACCUGGAGUCCAAGAUGGAGGAUUCCGGGAAGCAGCUCCUGCAGUCCGUCUUGCAGCUGAUGGAGAACGGAGCUCUGGUCCUGACCACGAACUUCGACAACUUGCUGGAGAUCUACGCCUUCCACCAGGGGAAGCAGCUGGAGUCGCUGGAUCUGACCGACGAGAAGAAGGUGCUGGAAUGGGCUCAGGAGAAGAAGAAGCUGAGCGUCCUGCACAUCCACGGCGUCUACACCAACCCCAGCGGCAUAGUCCUGCACCCGGCCGGCUACCAGAACGUUCUCCGUAACACUGAGGUCAUGCGGGAGAUCCAGAAGCUCUACGAGACCAAAUCUUUCCUGUUCCUGGGCUGCGGCCGCACCGUGGACGACACGACGUUCCAGGCCCUCUUCCUCGAGGCGGUGAAGCACAAGUCGGACCUGGAACAUUUCAUGUUGGUUCGGCGGGAGGAUGUCGACGAGUUCAAGAAACUGCGGGAGAACAUGCUGGACAAGGGCAUCAAGGUGAUCUCGUACGGCACGGAAUACUCCGACCUGCCCGAGUACUUCGAGAGACUGGCCAACGAAAUCUCCAACCGCGGCAGAGCCGGAACAACAAGAGAGACCCCCGCGAGGAACGGACCGGGUCACGCAAACUGCCUGAGUAAAGAGCCCAGCAGCUGAGACAUCGACGCUUCCCGAGACGCUUGGGGCGGAGAGGCAGAGAUUUGCCGGGAAGGGGCCGAGCAAGUGCCGGGAUUAUCAACCGCGAUAACCCAAGCGGACCUCACCGUGCCGGGAUUAUCAACCGCGAUAACCCAAGCAGACCCCACCGGGAGAUUGCAGUGACUUCUCGCCUCGUCUGCGGAGGGACCGUCUGUGAAUAUUCAACGGAAACACCGCACUGCAAGCCCCCGGAGCUCGUCCCAGAUGCAUCGGAAAUGGUUUUCCCCCUUGUUAUUUAUUUUAAAAGGAUGAUUGUAGUUUUUGGCUCUAAUUAUUGCCGCACUGACAGCCCCCCCCUUAUUAAUAGGGACAAAAACUGCUCUAUGGGGUGGGAGACGUGAAUCUCCGCGACACAAACCCCAUUUGUACUGUGAAUAUAAGAUUUAGGACGCGCGCCGAGGCCCGGGACCCCCCGAUGCUGGGAUUAUCUGUCGGGUAACGUUUGGCUCCUUCGGACAGGGGAAUAAAACCCGAAUCCCGCGUUCCCGCCACGCGCAGGACUUUUAAACUGUAGGAUUUAUCUGACAUGUUUGGUGUAUUUUACAAUUUUUGGCAGUUCGACAAAUAAAGUCUUUGAGUUCACCCGUA